Molecule: messenger RNA, 984 nt
Organism: Octopus sinensis (East Asian common octopus)
Lineage: Eukaryota; Metazoa; Mollusca; Cephalopoda; Octopoda; Octopodidae
Product: cold and drought-regulated protein CORA
Exons: 2
Coding region: 154-840 (228 amino acids)
Source: RefSeq, a predicted model, not a curated record
UGAGUGAGAGUGAGAAGGAGAGGGAGAAAGAGUGAAGCCGGCUUCCGAUCUAUCACCUAUAUAAGGGUGUAUAUUUCACUGGACAGCAAUCAUUCGCUGUUUGUCGUCUGACACGAGAGUAACAGAUCUCCACGUCCUCAAUAAACUGCCAUCAUGAACAUGUCCAUUCUUGCCCUGGCUGUUUUCGCCUCCGUCUUCCUUUUGGUAAACAGUUCAGUAAUACCCCACGGUGAACACUAUGGUGAACACUAUGGAAAAGCAGGCCACGAUGAAGCCCACCAUGGUGUAGCUUCUGCUGAACACGUAGCAAACAACGCCUACGCUGAACACGGUGAACAUGGCGUGAAAGCCGCCUACGACGUCGGUUACCGCAACCAUGAACACGAUCACGUGGACAACUAUGGACACCAUGAACACGACGAGGACCACGACAAACACAAGGACGACAUGUUGGAAAAAUAUGGAAACUUUGUUGCUCAUGCUGGCCACAACGCAUACGGUGGUGAACACAGUGCUGUAGCUGGGCACGCUGAUGUGUACGGCGCUGCAGGUGGACAUGGCGGAUUUUCCGGUCCCGGUUUUGAUGGAGUUGGACUCGGUCACGGUGGUUUUGGUGGUCACGGUUUCGGAGGUCUUGGUGGCCACGGCGGUUUUGGCCAUGGAGGUUUUGCUGGCCAUGGUGGUCUUGGUGGUCACGGUGGUUUUGGUGGUCACGGUGGUUUUGGUGGUGUUGGUGGUCACGGUGGUUUCGGUGGACACGGCUUUGGUGGACAUGGUUUGGCUGGACACGGUUAUGGUGGACAUGGUGGUUAUGGUGGCUAUGGCGGAUACGGUCAUUAAAAAUAACUUUGUAAAAAUAAAUUCUUUUAUUUUUAUCACACUUAAAUCCCCAAAAGAUGAACCUCAACGCCAACCUGAACCGUAUUGAUUUACUUACCUGUUGUUGAAUAAACGGGUGUUUUCACCCAAAUUGUACGUAUUAAA